AUACGGAGUGCCUAACGCUCUGACUCCAGCUGAACCUUGAAGUUAUUGAAUUACGAACGCCUGACUUUACUACAACAAAGAUACAUGCUUCAGAUAUCUUAGAAAAACCAUCAGGAACGACUAUAAUUCUAAGCUAUAUCACUCAUAAGAUAACAUAUAUCAGGUAUUUUAAAUGGCCUGUUAUCUCCUGUUUUUGUGACCUAGCCUUAUUCACAGGAAUUCACAACGACAGCGACAACAACAACGACAAUAACAGCCCCAACCCCGAUCCCCACCACAAGUCCGUGUUUGUGAUCGUCUACCAUCUACCAAAUUUGUCGCAAAAAGACAAUUUAGGCGCCGACGUCACACAGCUCAUUAGAGCUAUUACACUCCAGUUACUACUACCUUAAUUAAAUCAUCAAUAUCCCUUUCAAGUUAGGGAUCGCUACCAUGUCCUUCGCCGCCUUUGCCGAUGAAGGCACCAAGGCUGUCGCCGCUGGCAAGUACGCAGAAGGGAUCGAGAAGCUUUCCCAAGCUAUCAAAGAACGUGACGCCCCCCUUUGGUUGCUUGAGCGUUCCAAAGCGUAUCUUCGUACUAAUGAAUUCGACCUCGCCUUACACGAUGCAGAGAAGGCUCUGCACGUGGCAUUUUCCCGCGCCAAUAGAGAUCAAAUGACCGAAGCUCAGAUUAGACGAGCCAUCACACUCUUCCGCAUGGGUCGUUAUGCCGAUGCUGAUGUAUGUGCCUUUUGGGCUAUCCAGCUAGUCGAGAAGGCCAAGGCUACCGAAGAUGACGGCCAGCAGAACAAGGUUGACGAAAAUGGAGACUAUGUCGUGCGCGCCAGUGAAGUAAGCAACUCUGAUAAAACGAAUAGGGACCAACAGAUUGCUACUGCUAUGGGCAAUGGAGGAAAUUCGAAGGCUAUCAGUUUGAAAAACCAGGCAACUUCGUGGCGUCUGCAAGCUUUGAAUCAGCUGGAGAACUUACCUGCUGGACAUCCUGGUCUAAAGGUAAAUGUCGUGAAAUAUCCUAAUCCAUCCGAUAAACCUGGCACCAAACCCAGUACGAUUACACCCGCGAAAGAUCAAGGUUCUGACGAAACCGCGAAACGCGACGCCUGGGAGAAUGUCUGGAAGCAGUUUUCGUCUGCCUUCGUGGCGAAGAGUGUCAGAUCGAGUUUCUAUCAGACAGACACAACCAUCAAUGCCGACUUCUUCAUAAAGAACGUGCCUGCUGGUCGCUUUGCCGUGUCCACCCAGCCUCGAAAGGUGGUUAUGGGACCAAUCACAAAAACCACCUUUAACUCGGACUCUCUUCAGCUCCACCUCUGGGACACGGUCAAGCCUGCUGAAACCAAAUACACCGUUAAGUCCAUGAAAGUUGAGCUAGUCCUUAAAAAGGAAACACCAGGCAAAUGGCCCAUGCUGCAACGGGGAGAUUCCGAAGGAUUCACCAACAUUGCGGGGAACACUAAGGUGGCCCCUUCGUUCGAGAGAUUCUCCACACUUAUUUCUCGUUUAGGGUACAAUCAUCCCGCAGAUCUCAACCUCCCAGAUGUUAAUGUCGACUUGGAUGCUUGGUAUGAUGCUCUCCUGGGCAAGCUUGCGGCUGGGUUAGAUGAGCACCAGGAAUCUUCCAAGAUCUCGACCGCGGCAGCCGAAGCUACAUCAUCUUCUGCGACCGCAAACGGCGCCACUCAACCCAAAAGUAACCCCACGCAAGCUAGUGAUUCUACUCCAACUGCUAGCAAGGCAGAUUCGACGAAGGCCGGCGGUAGCGCCCAAGCCUACCCUACUUCUUCGAAGAAGGGAGUUGUGAAUUGGGAUAAGAUUGGUGAUGACGAUGGUGAUGACGAAUCCAAGGAGGAUGCCGAUGUUAACUCAUUCUUCCAGAAGCUCUACAAGGAUGCUGACGAUGAUACGAGACGUGCCAUGAUGAAGAGCUACAUCGAGAGCAACGGUACAUCGCUGAGCACAAGUUGGGCUGAGGCCAAGAGCAAGACGUACAAAACUCAACCACCCGACGGCGCCGAAGCUAAAAAGUGGGAUGAGUGAUAUCUUACGCGAUCGUCAGCUUGGGUCGUGCUUUUAAUGCGCAUGCUUUUUCUUUUUUUGCAAGUCAGUAGUGAAAAGGGAUGGAUGGUCGGAAUGAUACCAAGCAUAGUUACUUUUCAAUGCAGUUAAUGAUAAGGCAUAUUACGACUCUAAUCGUACGUUUUAUUCCAAUUCCUUUAUGUUGGCGGUGUUGGCUUGACAUUGUAACUUCGGUAUCGUAUGGUAUUUACCUGGGUAGGUAUCUCUUACCUAAGAUAUGCAUUAUGCAAAGUUGAUGAGCACCUAAUACAGCUGGGAACUUUCGACGCGGUGAGAUGCGCAUGUUGGUCUAUCUGUGCCUCUCUUCAGGAUAUACC
Molecule: messenger RNA, 2393 nt
Organism: Daldinia caldariorum
Lineage: Eukaryota; Fungi; Ascomycota; Sordariomycetes; Xylariales; Hypoxylaceae
Product: SGS-domain-containing protein
Exons: 2
Coding region: 433-2037 (534 amino acids)
Biological process (GO): protein stabilization
Molecular function (GO): protein-folding chaperone binding
Source: RefSeq, a predicted model, not a curated record